Molecule: messenger RNA, 2076 nt
Organism: Castor canadensis (American beaver)
Lineage: Eukaryota; Metazoa; Chordata; Mammalia; Rodentia; Castoridae
Gene: Mrps33
Product: mitochondrial ribosomal protein S33
Cellular component (GO): mitochondrion
Source: RefSeq, a predicted model, not a curated record
GGCGGGCCUUCCGGAACUGGGGCGCGUGGGUGAAGAAGGUCAGGACCAGAUAAAAUUGAAGAUUUUAUAAGGAAUUUUGUUCCUUACUGCUCAAGAAAUGUCUUCACUUUCAGAAUAUGCAUUGCGCAUGUCUCGCCUGAGUGCCCGCCUCUUUGGUGAAGUUGCCAGGCCUACCGAUUCCAAGUCCAUGAAAGUGGUGAAAUUGUUCAGUGAACAGCCCUUGGCUAAGAGGAAGGAGACUUAUGACUGGUAUCCAAAUCACAACACGUAUUUUGCACUCAUGGGCACACUCCGUUUUCUUGGCCUUUACAGAGACGAGCAUCAGGAUUUUAAGGAUGAGCAAAGACGUUUAAAGAAGCUUCGUGGAAAAGGGAAACCAAAGAAAGGAGAAGGGAAAAGAGCAGCAAAAAAGAAAUAGUGCCAGCCCAUCAAGAAACAACAUAUCUUCUUUAGUGACUGAGAGGAGGAACAUAAUAGAGGAACAUACUUCCUCAAUGAAGGUUAUUUGGAGAACUACAUCAUCCAAUCCAGUUAAAGUGUGACUGGUUUCUUGAACAUACUCUUAAUUCUGAAAAAUUAUUUUGGUCUCGGUUUUAUAAUCUGAGGUUUACCUAAUCCUCUAAAAGAACAAAUAAAUUGUUGUUUAAUGACAUGUUUGGGGUAGGGAUAGAAUCAUGGGGGAGUAGACAGGAAACCUUAUUAAAUGCGUGUCCCAUACUUUCCUCAUCUCUCCCUUGUUGCUUCCCACUCAUCCAGCCCUAACUUUCUUUCAUCACUCUGGCCAUUCAGCCACUGUCUCCACCACCAAGCUCACAAACUUUAUGGCUGUCUUCACCUACUCCUUUGAGGGUAUCUAAGUGGGAUGAAAGGCUUUUCUGGGAAAAGAGUACUUAACAUCCACUGUAUACAGGUACUGGGACACUGAUGAUACAACAGUUAACCAGAUAAACAGUUUCUGCCUCAUAGAACUUUUAGUCUAUGGGACAGACUAACAAAGUGACAUACAAUUGUAUUAGAUGAUACAAAGGAAAAAGGCAGACUUCUGUGAGAGGCUGAAUGGAUGAAUGUAUGAAUUGCCAAGGUGAUUCUUCUAAACUUUAGGAAGUUUAAAGAAGGCCUUUAUAAAGAAAUUAACUUAAGCUGAGUCCUGAAGAAUAAAUGAGAAAAGAAAAAUCUUGAGAAAGUGUUUGAGGCAAAGAGAACACCAUUUGUAAAGCCCUAAAAUAAGAAGAAAUUGUUUCAUUCAAAAAAAUUGAAACAAAUCACUGGUUCAAAGUUGGCAAUAAAUAUGCAGAUAGAUAAAAGCUUGGAUAUAACCAACUUAACCAGAGGUCAGAGAGUAAGAUCUUUUGUUUGGAGAUGACUGUUGUAUGUGUUUAAGUAAUUGCUAGUUUUAUUGUAUUAUAGCCGUGAAUUCCAAAGAGGUUUUGAGGGGUUUGUGUCCAUGUGUGUGUGUGUAUAAAAAUUUAGUUAUUCUGAAUCUUACUAUCCAGUAAACUUUCUUCUUUUUCCCUCUUUAUUGUGGUUAAAAAAAAAAAAGAAAAAAAAAUUAACAUCUUUAAGUUGCCACAACAGUGUUAACUAUAUGUAACCUCUGUUUCUACCUCUCAGACAAAAAACAAAAUGUAGCCAGGCAUUGGUGUCUCACCUGUAAUCCUCGAAACUUAGGAGACUUGAAGUGCAAGGGCAGUCCCAGGCAAAAAGCAAGACACCAUCUCAGAAAUACCCAACACACAAAAAAGGGACUGGCGGGAUGGUUCAAGGGGGAGUUCUCCUGCCUAGCAAGUGUGAGGCCCUGAGUUCAAACCCCAGUAUUGAAAAAAGAAGCAAAGUAUAUAGACAAGAGGAGAUACAGCAACCCUCCAGAUACAGUUGUCUUUCCCUGCAAUACUGAAUGACUCCUGGACUAGUGAGAAUCACCAGUACGUAUGUUUAGACAAUGUUAUUUAUACAUUAUGUAACUACAUAUGUUAGACAAUGUUAUUUUUAAAGAUGCAUAAUCCAGAUGGUAUGGCUGGGGUGUAUAGCCUGUUUAAAAAAAUACUACCUAAAAUUGGAUGAUUUAUGUCUAAUAGA